Messenger RNA from Aphanomyces astaci, 2160 nucleotides. RefSeq lists its product as hypothetical. The transcript has 5 exons. The record is from RefSeq and is a predicted model, not a curated record. The coding region runs from base 1 to 2160 and encodes 719 amino acids. Lineage: Eukaryota; Oomycota; Saprolegniomycetes; Saprolegniales; Verrucalvaceae.
AUGUCCUCCACCAACACCGCAGCCCACCAGGCGGUCCUUGCCCUUUUGCGUCGUGGUUUUGGUGACAACGAUACCGUGCUACUCCUUGGCGGGAUGACUCCCGAUAACCAAAAUCGCCUUGUGGAAGGCAUCGGUAGCACGAUUGAUCUCUCGGUUGCCGAAGCUACGGCCGCCCAGAAGGCAUUGGAAGAACAAAAGACCAAGCCUCCACCAUGUCGUCCCAUGGUUGCACCCUCCAAGAUUCUCUGCGAAUCGCUCACGAUGAGAUCGCGCGCCUCACGCGCGCUUCGGAGUCGGAAACUCCAUCGACUUCUCGCCUUGAAGUCGAUCAAGCUGGAUGUUGCUAAAUUCGGCGGAGCGGAGUCGGACAAACUCCUCCGCUGGCUUGUACAAGUCAGCACUGCUGCUGACGCUCAGCGUAUCUCCGACGACGCCACCCGCGUAGCUUUCGCGAUGUCGCAUUUGAAGGGUCGUGCGGAAGAUUGGGCGUUCUCCAAACGCUUGACGGACCGCCACUGCUUCCCAUCUUUCGCGCAAGGAAAACGCUCCCUUCAAGAGUUUAUCCAUGAUCUUCGCAUCUUGGCUGCGAACAUUAACGAAGAAGAGUCACUCCCAGAGCCCCUACGGGUGACCGUUUUCAUGGACGGUCUCAACCAAGGCCCGGCGCGCACACAGCUGUUUCGCGCCUACCCGGACACCUUUGAAGAAGCCGUCCGAAUCGCGCUUUCGGAAUCAUUCUCCACCUUCGCGCACGCACGCGCGGCGUCCUCAGACAUGGAUGUCUCCAUGCUCGCCCAGACAUCGGACGACCGCACGUGUUUCAAUUGCGGUCACCCGGGACACUUCUCCCGCGCAUUCCCGGCCCCUCGCCGUGUGGCGUCAGCCGCCCCGCCCUCACACGGUUCCUCCCGCACCGCGCCCGAUACCCCUUCGCGUCGCCCUCCAAGCGGUCCACCUAACCACUUCAAUCGUGAAAGCCAUGGUCCUUUGGAGGUGUGUGGCGUGCUGACACAUUCUAAGGACCUAGCCUCGGACACAGACCUUCUUCUGUGUCGUGUUGGGCUCCAACCCAACAAAAUGAUUUGUUUGGAACUUGUCGUGCCUGGCUGGGAAGCCAGGCACUCGGUUUUAAUCGAUUGUGGGGCGUCGAACAACUACGCCAGCCGCUCCACUCUCUCUCGCUUCAACCGCUUAUCCUCGUCGGAUCCCUCCGACAGGGUUCGCGUCAAGAUGGCCGACGGCCACACUGCGUCUCAACCACGCAUAAUCGUCGACAGAUGGGAUCUCAUCAUCGGGAUGUCCUGGCUGGAGUCCCACAAGCCGUGGAUUGACUGGAUGGCCAAAUCCGUGCACAAGGUUACUUGGCUCAACGCGAGCCAAUCCUGGAUUCAUCGGCGGGCUGCCGAUCGCCUUCCCCCAUCCACCACCAACCCGCUGGGCCCUCCGCUCGAGGCGAUGAGUAAUGAUCUCGCCUCUCCUAGCCCCACAGUGCGCUCAUUGGCCCCAGCGCCCGCGACCCCAUCGGACCCAACCACGGUGUUGCACAAUACCCCUUUUGUGCCCCCAACAGAGCCGCCCUCUGUUGUUAUCGUCAAGGCUACGUUACCGCCCCCGAUAGUUGCCUCGACCUUGGCAACCACGUUUAUCGAAGAAACGUGUAACUUGCACGAACUCCCUCGGACGUUUUCCGAGAUCCUGGCACUGCCAGAGAUGAGCUUCCACUCGCUCGUGGAAUCUCUCCGCGCCCACGAUAUCGCCGCCUUGGCGAUGAUCACAGUUGAAGAAGAGACGGAUCUCUUUUCAACCUCGACCGCAGAUGACUCAGUCCUCGCGGCUCCUUUGAAGUCCCAGACGUGGGAUUUCCUGCGAUCCAACCCCUAUUUCUACCUCCUCCAAGAAUUUGAGGACGUCUUCCCCGACGAGGUACCGUGUCGCCUCCCGGUCGACAAGGGCGUUCAACACGAGAUUGACCUCGUGCCCGGCGGAAAGUAUUGUGUAACGCGGCAAUGGCCGCUUCCUCGCGACCAAGUCGAUGCCAUCACCAUUCUUCGCGGUCCGCAAGGCGGCGGGUCACGUCCGCGAGAGUAUUUUCCCUCACAGCAGCCCAACCUUCUGUGUGAAGAAGCCCGGUGGGAAAUGGCGUAUUGUACACGCCUUUAA